GCAACCAGUCCCUCUUCCAAGCUUCCUACUGCUACGCAGCUGGGUUUAGCCCUGGCUCUUUUCCUUCCUCUAAAAACAUCCUCUCACCUACUACUCUUCCCCUGUCCAACUCUCCCCUUUUUUCACCCGCACGGGUCUUACCUGAGAGUAUUUUCGAUUCGAUUUCGAAUUAUUUUCGGGAUUUCUGCGGCAGCCUUCGUCGAGUCUGGACGUCUCUCUCUCGCCUGAGCAUCAGUGACAAAUUUUCCCCGUUCUUACUGGGAUGCUUGUCCUCAUCUAUUUUGCCCGCCGGACACUACAGGAGGGGCACCUGUUCAUCAGCUUACUUUAGCCAGCUCCAUUUUUUCCGCUCUGCAGGAUAAUUCUUUAUCGGUCUUGAGUGGGAAGCCGGUUACUGAACUCUGGUGGAAAUGUGAGCGUCCGUCUCUGCUGGGGCUUGGCAAGGGCGUCCACGGGAUCUAAUUGGAAAGUUUCUAUCUCUGUUUACAAAGGAACUUUUGUUCCUUUUCUCUCAUCGCCCAGCCUUGGGCAACAAUUUUUCCUCGUACCAUCGAGAAGUCGGGCUUGGUAAGGCUGAUGCUGUCAGUGGCCCUGAUAAACCCAACAAAGAAAAAAAAAGAAAAAAAUAUGUUCAGAAACUUGCAUAUUUGUGAGGCAAGAGAAAAAUGAUAGCAGGUGCAAGAAGAAGGUUCUCCAGGGUAGUACUGGGAGUGUCUGGAGGAGUGGAUAGUGCAGUUGCUGCUCUACUACUGAAGAAAAAAGGUUAUGAAGUUUUGGGUGUAUUCAUGCGCAACUGGGAUGAGAAAGAUGAAAAAGGCCAGUGCACAGGAGAUGCUGAUGCAGAAGAUGCUGAAUGGGUUUGCCGAAAACUGGACAUUCCUUUCUAUGAAGUUAACCUUGUUAAAGAAUACUGGAAUGAUGUGUUUAUGUACAUGAUGGAGGAGUAUAAGGCAGGUUUUACACCUAAUCCAGACAUUAUGUGCAAUAAGAAGAUUAAGUUCUCACCCUUUCUCCAGCGUGCACGAAAACAGUUUAACAGUGAAGUUAUUGCAACCGGACAUUAUGCUCGAUCUUCCUUUGGUGAAGACCUCGAGAAUUAUGAUCCAUCGACCGAUGAAGCACUUGCAGCUCUUCAGUGGUUAGCUCUUCCCUGUGGUCCUCCACCAACUCAUCCACGUCCUCGUCACUCACUUCACAUCUAUGGGUACUAA
Cherax quadricarinatus is the source of this 1211-nucleotide messenger RNA. NCBI's taxonomy places the organism in Eukaryota, Metazoa, Arthropoda, Malacostraca, Decapoda, Parastacidae. The record is from RefSeq and is a predicted model, not a curated record.